Messenger RNA from Penicillium argentinense, 228 nucleotides. RefSeq lists its product as uncharacterized. The record is from RefSeq and is a predicted model, not a curated record. NCBI's taxonomy places the organism in Eukaryota, Fungi, Ascomycota, Eurotiomycetes, Eurotiales, Aspergillaceae. Bases 1 to 228 code for a protein of 75 amino acids. The transcript has 2 exons.
AUGGCCGCCGUCGUCGCUGUACAGCUCGCCCGCCCAACCAUCCGGCACUUCUCUGCCCACCGGCCGCGUCCCGAUAGCCGCGCAGCUCGCGCCGUGACCACUUCCUGCCUGGCCGCCGCCGUGGCUCUGCCUUUUGUUCCUCCAGCCCUCGAAAGCUCGCGUCAGAAGAGUUCUGGCUUUCCCGACGGCAAUAAGCCCCACCCUCCGCUCUGCUUCCAUGCACGCUAG